Alternaria atra is the source of this 1491-nucleotide messenger RNA. RefSeq lists its product as uncharacterized. Lineage: Eukaryota; Fungi; Ascomycota; Dothideomycetes; Pleosporales; Pleosporaceae. Gene Ontology annotation, cellular component: phagophore assembly site; Atg1/ULK1 kinase complex. The record is from RefSeq and is a predicted model, not a curated record. The transcript has a single exon. The coding region runs from base 1 to 1491 and encodes 496 amino acids. Gene Ontology annotation, molecular function: protein kinase activator activity; molecular adaptor activity. Gene Ontology annotation, biological process: autophagy of peroxisome; activation of protein kinase activity; piecemeal microautophagy of the nucleus.
AUGAUGGCUUCCCCACCGUCUCCUGCAUCUCCCACCAGCAGUGCUGCCUCUAGAACGUCUUUGGACCAAGACCCGACCCAGUCCCUCACUCUCGAGCAUCUCGUGAACCACUUCGUCGCAGCCAAACGUGCACUCAACACGCAAACAGUACUAUGGCGCGCCACCGAAAUUGUCAAUACGGCACGUGAUCUUUUGGAAGAGAACGCAGUCGUUGCCGCCAAAAACACAUCCAUACGUAACAUAGUAGAGCAGCAGGUGGAUGCUCUGGAAGCCGUCCGCCGUGGCAUCGACGUGGUCGAGUCUGAAGUACAGGCCGAGUUCAAGCAGCUGCUCCACGACGUCGACACCUCGUUUGCCGGUCUCAACUCUACCCUCGCUGUACUCCGCGAAACACCCAUCGAGGCCGUCCUGCAGCCCUACGGCACUCCGCAGAAGCAUCUUUACGACUUCAUCGACAGCGCCACCGUCUCCAACCUCCAAACCGCAUUGCGCGCCUGCAUAGACCGGUACAAUGACGCUCACGCGACGCUUGACGAGACUUGUCAUGACUUCGACACAUGUCUCGACAACAUCUACUCCUCGAUCGAAAAUGUACCCACGACACCUGCAACCACGUCGACCCCGAGUCCCAUACCGAGUCUAUACCACAACCUUGAGGGCCACGCAAAAGAGGCUGCCCAGGCAUUCCAGUCGCUUGUCCAGCAUUACGAUCUGUGCAUCACAGCCUUGCGCCACACAGAAGGAGGCUCCGCUGCUGCCACACAAGCAACGGGAGAUGCGCCAGUUCAUUCGGGAGACGACAACGCCGCGCCUCCCGAGCCUAUGAGUGAAGAAGAGCGCCGCGACAUGCUCAAUGUCCUGCAAAAGGACGCCCAGGAGGUGGAAGAUGUCGUGACCGAGAUACAGGAACGAGGCUCUGAGAUGACCUUUCUCCUUGGCCAAAUCGAGAACCACAUCCGCCACGUCCGCAGCGAAUCUUCAGCCUUGUCCAGUAUACUCGAGAUGAUAUCCCAAGUUACUGGCCAAGUCAAGCGUCAUAUCGUCACCUCACGCUCUUUCUAUGCCUCGUGGCUGCAAGACACGCGGCCUAGCCUAAUCAGCGGCAUCGAAGAUUGGGAGAACCAGCGCGACUUCUACGAACGCUUCGAUCUUGCCUAUGCCGAACUCCUCGUCGAGAUUUCGUCACGACGACGACGGCACGAAAAGGCAAAACGGAAAGCCGAAGAAGCGCAAAGGGAGCUAGAUAGACUGCGGGUUGAAGACGAGCGUGCAAGGGAGCAGUUUACCUUGGCUCAGGGCGACUUUCUUCCCUUGGACAUCUGGCCGGGACUGAGGGAUCCGCCGCGACAGUACCAAGUCACAGUUGUACCCGUUGCUGCGGAAGGGGAGCAUGACGAAGAUGCUCAAGGAAUGGAUGGUGGACAAAGCAUACCACAACUAGGCAGGACUGUCGUCGAGAGGGCUCUCACACGGGUCAAACGACGAAUGUAA